Messenger RNA from Podarcis muralis (Common wall lizard), 2484 nucleotides. The record is from RefSeq and is a predicted model, not a curated record. NCBI's taxonomy places the organism in Eukaryota, Metazoa, Chordata, Lepidosauria, Squamata, Lacertidae.
AAAUAAGAACAGCUAAAAACAUGGCAGGGAGCCGGAAACAACAACAAAUAAGAAACAAACCUUAAAAGAAUUAAAACUAUACUACAGUGAUCGCCUUUCUGCUGUUAAUGACACUGUGACUAAUUUUCAUUUUGUACCCCUCAGUCAGUUUCAUUGGACGCUUCUGAGCACCUGCUAAUGUUUAUUUGUUCAUUCAUUAGGAUGGAGCAGGAGCCCCGUUAGAUCCGUGAAGGGGACAUGAAGCCACAAAGAUCCGGCCCUAUUUCUGUCUAGGCCAGUAUCCUGCCCACCAGAUGCCUCUGGGAAAGCCUGCAAGCAGGACUCAAGAUCCCUUCCUUCCUUCCUGCUUGCGAUUCCCAGCAGCCGGUGCUCAGAGGCAUACUGGUUGCCUCCAACAGUGGAGGGAGAACAUUGUGGCUAGCAGGCCCUGAUCACUUAAUCAGCCCUCAGCUAAUUUGCCCAAACUCCUUUUCAUCUAAACCACUCUAGCUGUCACUACAUCUUAUGGCAGGAAAUUCAAGGAGUUGACUCAGUAGAAACUUGCAGAGCGGGGUGCAUGGAAGUCGUGCUUGGGGAAGUAAUUGCAUUCUUGCUCUGCCCCGGUUAUCAUCCCCCUUUGCAGUAAGCGUUCACUCCUUUGACUUCAUGAGCUUAUGAAUACUUACUUGCUUUCUUACUUUCCAGGGAAGGCAGAUUGCCCCUAUUAUGCUAAGGCAGAACUCCUUGCUGAUUAUUUGCAGAAAAAUCUGCCUCACUUCAGGAUACACAAGAUUACUCAGCAUCCAGACAACUGGGAGAAGUGGCUGCAGGAGAUCUGUGAACAGAAUGGAUGGAAACAUAAGCGCUCUCCAAUUAUUUGGAGGGAAUUGUUGGACCGUGGAGGAAAGGGACUUCUUCUGGGAGGAUUCAAUGAAUUCCUUGAACACGCCCAGCAAUACUAUAACAUCACAUCCGACAUGAUGACUGAACAGAUGCUCUUAAUAGCCAAGGAGAACUUGCAGACUCACAUAGUGAUUGACCAAGAGGAGGAAGAACUUAAAGGCCUUAUCAAUCCAUUGCACAUUUGGAUAAACAGAGCAUCAGCUAGUAUCUGCUAUCAUCUGAUCCCUUUGUUAAUCAAUGGGGAAAUAUUUGGAAUGGAAACCGAGAUCAGCCUCCACUUGCUUGACAGAAAGGGCUGCGAAGAACUUCUUGAAGUUAUCGUUAUGGAGACUGAGGACUUGGCAUCCCCUGUCCUUCGUGGUAUCACUUUGUACACUGAACUGGACGACCAGACUUUUCUCGAAGCUGAAGUCAUCAUUUUGCUUGAUGACGUCCUUCAAGAGGCAAUCCCGUCUCAUGAGGAAUGCAUCCAGCAAGUUACCACUCAAUGUGAAAUAUAUGGUCCUCUGAUAGAGAAGAAUGCCAGAAGUCAUGUCAGGGUUGUUGUGAUGGGGAAAACCUUUGUCAACCUUAAGGCGUUGAUGCUUAUUACACAUGCUCCGUCCAUCAACCCUCAGAAUAUCGUCACUGUAUCCCUGCUCUUGGAAAAUGAAGCCAAGGCCAUGCUGGCGAGAAAAAUGGGGAUGCAUCCAGCAGGAAUAAAAAAUCUCGUAGUCUGGGGUAAUAUCAGUGGGAACAGCUUCAUCGAUCUGAGUAAAACACAGCUCUAUAGAUAUGACAGCGCCAUCUGGGGCCCACCAAGCUUUUCCCGUGAUUUGAUGGAUGUCCUCUUUGAUCGGUAUUUUUUGGUGAUACUUUUGAUUUUUUUAAAAACUGGCUUUUAUGCCAUCCCUCCGAAGAGUCCCUCCGAAGGUGUUUGCACCUUACGCAUCGGCCCAAGACCUUUGCCUCUUUCGUAGUCUCUUGCAUUUUACAACACCAAAGUCUACUCUACAGUGCUUUGGGGCAUUGUGAUGGUAUCUGAAAAAUCUUAAACAAAAAACUGAGAGCAUGCAACUCCAAGGCUUGAAAAAUGGAAAAAGUAUUCAUGUGCUAAGAAGCAGAAGCAUUGUUCUUUUCAGGACUCAGUUCUCAGGACAAAAUCCCCAAACUGAGCCCAGAAAGGCACAAGAAUGCCAGUGCUUCCGUUUACCAAAUGCAGCUUCCAAGUGAAAAGCAAAGGAAGUGUGAAAAAGAAUAUUCUAAAUUAAGCUUCUCUCCUGAUCUUUACUUCCACCAACAGAGAGAGCUCUGCUCCAAAUCAAAGCUUCUUCAAUGCACUUUUGAACCUCUGUGGCAUGUUACAUAAGGAGCAGCAGCAUUACCUAAAACCUGAUUUGGUGCUUUAAAGUUAUUAAGGUCAAAGUAUUUAAUUAAGAACUAAAUGGUCUAGUUGUGGCAAGGAUCAUAAGCAGCAAUAGCUCCAGUGCUCUGUUAGAGUCAUACCAUGUAAGGAUCUGAAACACAUUUUCCCACCCAAAAUACCGUAGUAUUGUUACUAUUAUUUAUUAAAUUCGUUAAAUGCUGGUUUCUAGAUUUUGCCCUGAAGUACAUCUAUACAGU